Messenger RNA from Pygocentrus nattereri (red-bellied piranha), 4593 nucleotides. RefSeq names its product niban apoptosis regulator 2b (gene niban2b). The transcript is spliced from 14 exons. The coding region runs from base 227 to 2926 and encodes 899 amino acids. The record is from RefSeq and is a predicted model, not a curated record. Lineage: Eukaryota; Metazoa; Chordata; Actinopteri; Characiformes; Serrasalmidae.
GGGCUGAAGCUCAGUGGAGGUCUUAUUAUGAAACUCACGAGUUUCUCAUGAGCAGCUUGGCCCCGAGUCUUUCUCCUCGCUGUUCCACGGCUGGUUUAAAGCAGGGAGGAGGCGCUUCGAGACGCUGGGGUUUCUAUCAGAUCUGAGGGAAAAGCAGCGAAAGCAGUUCACAGGAGCUCUGCCUGAAGUUCGCCGGACCGCUGGACAAACAAACGACUUCAGCGCUAUGGGGGAUGUGAUCUCAAGCCACCUCGAUGAGGGCAAACGGGAGAUUAUUACCGUGCGGACGGGUGAGGUGAUGGGGGAGUUCGGACGGCUGUACGAGCAGCAGUAUGUCGUGGCUCUCUUUAAUAAGGUUCGUUAUGAUGUGGAAGGAGGAGGUGGGCCUCAACCUCAGCUACUGCACCGCAAGGUGCCACUUGAGAACAAGUCUAUUUUCUCAGGCUCAAUCUACCAGUACUUGGAGGAAAACAAAAAAUGGCGGAAUCGUUUUCUGUUCGUUCCAGACACCUACAACAUCAGCUACUAUGAAGGCAAACAGGCUCAUGAUCGAGGUCUCCAACCCAAAGGAACAAUCAACUGUGCUGGUUAUAGAGUGCUGACCUCCAUGGAGAAAUACCUGGAACUUCUUGAAUCAAGCCUCCCAGGUGUGAAAGCUAAAGUGGGCAGCUCCCCCUUCCUGAAAUGUGCAACACAGUUCCCACUCAUUAUGUGGCAUCCAUAUGCGCGCCAUCACUACUUCUGCGUGUCCUCAGAGAAAGAGCAGCAGAAGUGGAGUGCUGUCUUUCAGGACUGUGUCAGACAUGCCAACAACGGUUUGUCAGAGGACUGCAAGGUACAGACUCCAGCCUUUACUGAUGCAGUGCGGCUCUACCGGCAGGCUCGUGGUCAGUAUGGCACCUGGGACAUGAUGUGUGGGGUUCCUCAUCAGAUCUUGGCUAAUCUGGUGAUGGAGACUCUGCUUACAGAGCUGAGGGAUGUGAUCAGCCCUCGUCUGAAGGGCAAGCUGCAGGAGAGACAGAAAAGCUGGAUACUGAUUUCAGAUGCAGUGUACAGUUUGGUUCAAAGCCAAGCCCAGUCACAGUAUGAGGCCAUUGUUCAGAGCUGCGAGGCUGGGCGUCCGCCUCUGGAAGCCUCUAUACGCACAGAUAUGGACCAGGUUAUUACCUCCAAGGAGCAUGUCACCAACAAAAUCAGAGCUCUGGUGCUCCCCAAAGCAGAGAAGCUCCUGAAGGUCAGUAUUCAGCCUUACAUCAGCUCCAUCCUGGAGGCUUUGAUGGAGCCCACAAGCCGAGGCUUCUUUGAGGUGCGUGACGUCUUCUUCAGGGAGUUGGUGGACAUGAGCAAGAACCUCCUGAAUGGUGGCAGCAAGGAGAAACUAGGAGAGCACAUGGAGAAGAUCUCUAUGCUGGCCUUCCACCCGGUGAAGAUGCAGGGAUGUUAUGAGAAGGUUGAGCAGCUGAGUUUGGAGGGUCUGCAGCAACGGUUUGAUGUCACCAGCCCCUCCGUUUUUGUCCAGAGAGCUCAGAUCCUCAUGAGGGAGCAAAUGGAUGAUGCCGUGUACACAUUCGAGCAGCUUCUCCACCAGAGCCUGGAGGGCCAGGAGGAGGAGGACCUCUGCAAAACCAUUCAAAAAUGUCAGGACCGGGUUAUCAAGAAAUUUGACUAUGACAGUAGUACUGUGCGUAAGAAGUUCUUCAGAGAGGCCCUUCUCCAGAUCUUUAUCCCAUAUAUGCUGAAACAGCUCUCGCCAUCCUGCUCUGCAGAUCUUCCUCGUUUCCGAGAGCUGAUCUUUGAAGACUUCUCUCGUUUCAUCCUGGUUGAGAACAUCUUUGAGGAGGUGGUGCUUCAGACUGUCAUGAAGGACAUAAUGAUGGCUGUGAAGGAGGCUGCUGUUCAGAGACGACACAACCUGUACAGGGACAGUAUUGUGCUGACCAACAGUGACCCAAACCUGCACCUGCUGGAGGAGAAUCCCCCCAUCGACUGGGCCGGAGAGUACGGUGGAGGGCAGACAGAGGUGGAUGGUGAGCAGGUGGGUGAAGGAGAUGCGAUCACCCAAAAGAGGCGCAGGAUGAAGCAGGUGGUCUCCAUGAUCCAGGAGGAUGGAACAGCCACAGCACUGCCAGAGUCCUGCCUAGAGGUUCCUGGGGUGGAGGACAUCCCUGAAGAACAGGGUGAGGUGGAUUCGGACACCAAAUCCUCCUCCGCAUCUGUAAAGGAAGUGCCCAAUGAAGAAAGCUCCAUAGGAGGAGUCAGUGUGCCAACAUCUACAGAAAUGCCUCCUGCUAUACCCAAUGGAACUACAAUAAAGGAAGAAAAAACUACAAAUCCCAGCGAACAAGAGGCAGAGCCAGUGUCUCCUCAGGAUUCAGAGAGCAAGAUAGCAAGCGCCAUCCAGGAGAUAGAGAAUGCAGUGCAGGAAGAAGAGCGUGAACAGAAUGGAGAGACAAAUGAACCAGAUUCAGAACAAACCUCCAUUCCAGCGGAGCCAGCAACAACUCUGGUCACGAAGGAGGUGGAGCCUGUGUCUGAAAGCCAGAGGGAGGUUCAACCAGAGUCAGCACCAAACCAUGAGGCUUGCAAGAUUGAUGCUCCUCUGUACUCAAGGAUGCAGUCACCUUCAGAAGCAGAAGAAUCUAUCACACAACCAACGCAAGAGGAGCAAAGCCAGCAACCAGUUGACAUGGAACCCGCAUCAGAACCCACUUCAGAACUCCAGCAGAAAACCGACUCCAGUUCGCUUCACCACGAUGACAGCGGCUUCCAGUCGCCUGCCAAUGAGGUGGCUGAGGAGGAGGAACCUCAAGUUCAGGCUGCUGCGGCAACAACGGAAGCUGAGGUGGGAAGAGAGAACCACAAUGACUCUGAAACUGGAGAAGAGGAUGCUCAGAAAGGAGCUGGCACAGCAGCUACGCAAACAUAGAUCGCUAAAAAAAAACAUAAUUCAUAAGUGCAUUUUUUUUUUUUAUAGUACACUUAAGCCCACUGCUCGACAACACUGAUGGUUUGACAGAGGAGGGUUUUUAUGGUGUUUUUGUUAUUUUGUUUGCUUGUUUACAUACAAAUUAUCUCAUGCUUUGUGAGUCGUAACAGGUCUUACCUUGUCACAUUUCAUUUUUUGCACGUUACAUUGGAUGGGCUCGGUCAUGUGUUUUGUGAGUAAAGCAUAUUGUAAUUUACUUCAUAUUUCAGUUGCUGAUUUUUAUAGCUGUGCUUCAUUUCACUUUGUAUUGAUAUUCUACUGCAGAAUGGUUGCGAUUUACAGAAGGGGGUUAGAUUUGACAAUAAGACUGCUUAACACUAUAUAGCUGACUCCAUGCUGGCCUUAUCUGGUGUGGUGUGCAUUUUUAUUCACAUUCUUUAUUAUAAGCCUGUUAUCUUUGCCUUGCUUGACUACAAACUGAAAACACUGAAUUUUAUUUUUUCAUUUCAUUUUUAUAUCGUUUUAUUUUUACCAUGUAUAGCCAAAUAUUGCAAUUUUUUUGUAUAUUACCCUGAUAUUUUGAAAGACGUCCAAGUGUAGUGAUGACGUAUUACUUUUAUUUGAUAUUAAGAUGGGCUGUUUCCAUGUACCCAAAUGCUGUGGGAUUAGGGCUGUCUGUAGUCUAUUUAAACACUGCCAACAAAUGAAUCACCUUUUAUGUUGGUAACAGUUUACUUGAACCCUGCUGUGUCAUAAGUUGUCAUUAUGGAUGUGUCUAAUUUAACCAUAUCAUGUUACCAUUGGUGGUAAUAGUCAUGAAAUUUCAUAAUGUUUAUCACAACUGACACAGCAUGAGCAUGUGAUUUAAGAAAUAUGCCAUCGAGCAUUAUGGCAUCUAUUACGACAAUUACUGAUAACAGUAAUGAAACGCUGUUAUAGUACUGAACAAAAUCUGUCCAGAAAACACCUGACACGACAUGUUUAUGUAGCAGGGUUCAAGUAAAGUUUUACCUUUCAAGUCUUUCUUGGUUGAAGCCACUUUCUUUUGAAGAAUGAAUAAUUGCAGACAUUUUCGCUGGCUACGCUAUCCAUAUGAUCAUUUUAUGCAUGAGAUGUUUAUUUUAAUUAUGUGAUGCUAUGAUUACAGUGGAAAAAUAUUAGGUGACUCGCCUGCUCUUUGCAGUCAGAACCAUGUAAUUACUGAAGAUGAUGCAGUGGUUGGAGGGUAGAUAGACUGUAGACGUAAGUGAGGGCUUGGGUUUGGCAGGAGAGGUUCUUUGAGGUGUGCAGACAAUAAUAGUGGACAAACGUGCAAGUGUUUUCAGGGGGUUUUGCUGUAUUUCAAAUUGAAAUGACAAUCCGUCAAAAUUAUUGAUGUGCAGAUACAUAUUCUCAGUAAUAUUUGACCCAGUCACUGCGCUAGAAUGCUUUCCACCACAUUUUUAGCAUAAUUUUUAUUCUAUGUGAAAUGAUGUCUAUCUGUGUAUGCGGUUUAAUUUUUUUUUUAUUUAUUAUCUAAUGCACUUCAUUGCCUUUCAAGGUUUUGUGUUGCAUUUAAAAUUAUCGGUAAUAAAUCUGUUAGAUAUAACACUUGAAUGUUCCAGUCAUUUUUAUUGCCAUAGCUGGUUAUGAGUGUAUAUAAAGCCUUCAGUGACAUUCAUCAUUAA